UUAAUUAAGUAUAUCAAAUUGUGAAGUAAAAAUAGUGUUAACGAUGUAUAAAUAUUAUGGUGUAGUAUUUUUAUAGCUUUUAUGAAACGAAAUAAUAUAAUUCCUUUUGUCAAUUUUGUUGACUAGAUAAAAUAUUGCACUCAUUUUCAUGCUGUAAAAAGAUCAGUAUAAGUGUUUACUAUGAUAUUUGGUGAAAUCUACAAUUAUGUUCGUUUAUUUUCAACUCAACAUAUUGUACCAAAAGUGUGUAUUGUUGGUGCUGGGCCAGCAGGAUUUUAUGCUGCACAACAGUUAUUAAAGACAAACGCUAAUGUAAAAGUGGAUAUAUUAGAGAAGUUACCAGUACCAUAUGGUCUAGUACGUUUUGGUGUAGCACCAGAUCAUCCAGAAGUGAAGAAUGUUAUUCAUACUUUUGAGAAAACUGCAUCUAACCCACGUUUUCAAUUUAUAGGAAAUGUCAAUGUAGGAAAAGAUGUUACUAUAAAGGAAUUGCAAGAAAUUUAUCAUGCAGUUUUAUUAACAUAUGGUGCAGAAGAGGAUAAAUUAUUGAAUAUACCUGGAGAAAAUUUAAAUAAUAUAGUAUCAGGACGACGAUUUGUUGGUUGGUAUAAUGGAGUACCAGCAGAUAGUAACCUAAAUAUUAAUUUAAAUGUAGAAGAAGCUGUUGUGUUGGGACAAGGUAAUGUUGCUAUAGAUAUUGCAAGAAUUUUGCUAACACCAGUAGAUAAAUUAAAGAAUACUGAUAUAACAUCAUUUGCAUUGGAAAAAUUAUCACAAAGUAAAAUACGUAAAGUAUCAUUAAUAGGAAGAAGAGGUCCAUUACAAGCGGCGUUUACAAUUGCAGAACUCAGGGAAAUAUUAAAAUUAGACGGCUGUAGAAGUUAUUGGCGUGCAGAUGAUUUUAUAAAUGUAAAACAAGUAAUUAACACUUUAGCAAGACCACGGAAAAGAUUAACUGAACUCAUGAUAGAAUAUUUAGAAAAAACAUCCUUAAAUACAGGAACAAUGACAAAAGAAUUAUAUCCAAUAUUUUUAAGAAGUCCCAUAGAAUUUUUAGGUUCGGAUAGUAUACAUAGUAUUAAACUAUCAAUAAAUAAACUUGAAGGUAAUGACAUACAUGCACAAUUUGCUGUACCUACUGGAUUAUUCGAAGAAAUUGAAUGUGGUAUAGCAUUUCGUAGCAUUGGUUAUAAGUCUGUUCAAAUAGAUACAUCAAUACCAUUUGACACAGAAAUUGGUCGUAUUAAAAAUAUAGCAGGUAAAGUUCAAGAUAAACUUUAUACUGCAGGUUGGGCUGGAACAGGUCCUGUAGGAGUUAUAUUAUCAACAAUGACAAAUGCAUUUCAAAUUGGUAUAUUAAUGAAUAAAGAAUUAUCAAUUACAGAAAAUAAACCAGGUUUUAUAGGUUUAUCUAAAAUACUGGAGCAAAAAGGAAUACCCAUAGUUUUAUAUAAUGAUUGGAAAAAGAUUGAUAAAGUAGAAUGUGAAAGGGGAAAAACAUUAGGGAAGCCAAGGGAAAAGAUAGUUGAUAUAAAUGAAAUGUUGGAGAUCGCCUUAAGAUAAUAAAUGCAAAAUUUUUUAACUUUUGAGAGCUCAAAUGAAAGUUAUUAACAGAAAGUUAAUAACAGAAAUGGGUACGGAGAUUGCUGAUAAGCAUUGGAGAAAUUCAGUCAAAUUUUGUACGUUUCACAAAUUACUGCUUUUGGCGGUUAAAAUGCCGAACUAUACGCACAUUUCUUCUUCCAUUGUUUUGAAAGAAAAAACAAAAUAUACAUUCGUUCAUAGUGCUGGUACCUGAGCAUAGAGUGUAUAGAGGUACCCAAAAGCAGACAGUAUGGGAUUGGAUAGUAAAAAGAAUAACUAACAAGAUUUUUAAAUGACUUUAAAGUAUUCUGAUUUAUUGAAACUCUAGCGGUGAAGUGAUGGAACUAAUCUCUUUAUGAUGAAAUUAAAAAAUGUAAUCACGGUUUACAACGCGAAUUCUGAGCUGUUCAGGAUCUAAUUAAAGCUUUAACUCUGAGAAAUCUUAGUCAAUAGCGCUAAUAGCAAGCAAAAAUUUUAACUGAUAAAAGUGGUAGAUGGCAUCACAAUGCUCUUCCUGUUUUUUAUUUAAAAUUUUAUAAACAGUAAUUUAAAAAAAUAUAUAUUUAUUUUAUGCUAUAUUCAACACAAAAACCACAUUAAUUAUCCUGUGUCGUGUCGUUUUUUGCAAAGGAGGAAUAAAAACUAUUACUUCAAAUUCGAAAAUUCUGUACUGGAAGACACUUUGUUACGUUGAUGACAAGUUUAAAAACUUCGUAUUAAGUAAUAAGUUACAAUAUUAAUAAAAAAUUAUUAAUAAAAAGCAAAAUCUGUGUUGCCGUAAUACAUAUCUAUGCAUAGAGUUCUAAAUGGGGAAUAGAUUAACCUAUACUAUAAAAAUAAUAAAUUUAAGAAAACUCGCAAUAUAAAAUAUUUGAUUAUUGUUAUGUAGUUUAAUAUUAUCAAAUAUAAUCACAAAAUGAAUUUACGAGAACCAAAAAAAAAACGACGUGUAAAAUU
This is a messenger RNA of Bombus terrestris (buff-tailed bumblebee), 2541 nucleotides long. RefSeq names its product NADPH:adrenodoxin oxidoreductase, mitochondrial (gene dare). Gene Ontology annotation, biological process: ubiquinone biosynthetic process. The record is from RefSeq and is a predicted model, not a curated record. The coding region runs from base 181 to 1563 and encodes 460 amino acids. Gene Ontology annotation, cellular component: mitochondrion. NCBI's taxonomy places the organism in Eukaryota, Metazoa, Arthropoda, Insecta, Hymenoptera, Apidae. The transcript is spliced from 6 exons.